CACCCUUUUCGGUGUGGUACUAUGCAGAGCUUAAAACUUUACCAAAUCUAAUAAUCUUCCUCUUCUCUCUCCUUCUUGGUCUCCCCAUCCAUGGGGUUCUCAUGAUAAAGCUUUUGGGGUUUCAAUUCAUCAUCUUGAAAAACAUGUCCAUCAUGAAGAACCAUUUCAAAGACCCUGAACAUUUAUACUCUCCAUGGAGCUUCUCAAAGCUCACGGCUUUCUUCUUCCUCUUAAUCUCCAUCUCCUACCUCUUCUACUCCCUCAGAUUCGUCAGCCACUCCUAUGACUGUGAUCAACCACCCCACAUUCCCACCAUCACUCACCACCACACAUCCAACCCCCCACCUCAACAAAAGCCUCCACCUUUUGAAGAAACCAACCUUUCCCACAUAGUCUUUGGCAUAGGGGCCUCGGCCAAGCUCUGGAAGCAGCGAAAGGAGUACAUCAAGAUGUGGUGGAGGCCCAAUGAGAUGCGUGGAGUUGUGUGGUUGGAGCAGAGGGUGAAGACUGAACCCGGUGAUGAAAAUUCCUUACCCUUGUUGAGGAUCUCCGGUGACACUUCAAGGUUCAAGUAUAAGAAUCCAAAGGGGCAUAGAUCGGCGAUUAGAAUCUCACGCAUAGUGUCUGAGACUCUGAGGCUUGGGAUGAAAGAUGUGAGGUGGUUCGUGAUGGGGGAUGAUGACACCGUUUUUGUGGCAGAAAAUCUGGUGAAGGUUUUGCAGAAGUAUGACCAUAAGCAGUUCUAUUACAUUGGGAGUUCUUCAGAGAGUCAUUUGCAGAAUAUAUACUUUUCUUACAAUAUGGCUUAUGGGGGUGGUGGUUUUGCCAUCAGUUAUCCUUUGGCUGUGGCAUUGGAGAAAAUGCAAGAUAGGUGCAUUCAGAGGUACCCUGGCCUGUAUGGUUCUGAUGACAGAAUUCAAGCUUGUAUGGCAGAAUUAGGAGUUCCUCUCACCAAGGAGAAAGGCUUCCAUCAGUUCGAUGUGUACGGCAAUCUCUUUGGGCUUCUGGCGGCCCAUCCACUUACACCGCUGGUAUCCCUACAUCACUUGGACGUGGUAGAGCCCAUAUUUCCAAACGUGAGCCGGGUGCGGGCUCUGGAGCGGCUGAACGGGCCCAUGAAGCUGGACCCAGCCGGGCUCAUGCAGCAAUCUAUUUGCUACGACAAGGGUCGGACCUGGACCGUAUCCGUUUCGUGGGGAUACGCGGUUCAAAUAUUCCGGGGCAUUUUCUCGGCCAGGGAAAUGGAGAUGCCGGCGAGGACGUUCCUCAACUGGUACAGACGGGCCGAUUACACGGCGUACCCGUUCAACACCCGCCCUGUCAGCCGCCAUGUUUGUCAGAAACCUUUUGUCUAUUUCUUGUCAGAGGCAGUGUAUGACAGUGCUGCAAAUGAAACUUCAACCCAUUACAUUCGGGUUCAGGAAAACCCCGAUUGCAAGUGGAAAAUGGAGGAUCCGACCCGGAUCAAAUCGGUGGAAGUUCGUAAGAAAAUCGACCCGCAUUUGUGGGAUAAGGCUCCAAGAAGAAAUUGUUGUAGGGUUCGACGCACGAAGAAGAAAGGAACUAUGGUGAUUGAUGUUGGGGAAUGCAGGGCAGAUGAAGUUGUUGAAUUGUAGUUAUAGAUCCUUUACAUCAAUUCAUCAUUCUUAACUCAAUCCCUUGGUAUAUGAAUUUUUUCCUUCUACUUUAUAUAUAAUCAUUUACUUUCGGCGUU
Messenger RNA from Vigna radiata var. radiata (mung bean), 1714 nucleotides. RefSeq lists its product as uncharacterized. The coding region runs from base 102 to 1616 and encodes 504 amino acids. NCBI's taxonomy places the organism in Eukaryota, Viridiplantae, Streptophyta, Magnoliopsida, Fabales, Fabaceae. The record is from RefSeq and is a predicted model, not a curated record. The transcript has 3 exons. Gene Ontology annotation, molecular function: acetylglucosaminyltransferase activity.